Molecule: messenger RNA, 6651 nt
Organism: Talpa occidentalis (Iberian mole)
Lineage: Eukaryota; Metazoa; Chordata; Mammalia; Eulipotyphla; Talpidae
Gene: TSPOAP1
Product: TSPO associated protein 1
Exons: 32
Coding region: 841-6441 (1866 amino acids)
Biological process (GO): neuromuscular synaptic transmission
Cellular component (GO): mitochondrion
Molecular function (GO): protein binding
Source: RefSeq, a predicted model, not a curated record
CCUCCUCCGUGCCAAUGCCCACCACCUCAGUGCUCCGGACUGUAGGGGACCCCUGCAGUACCCAGAGCUGAGACCAGCAAAGGCAGAGACUAUGAGGCAAGGAGCCCACCGACCCAGGCCUCCUUAGGAACGACCCGGCUACCCAGCAAGCAACCAAGCAGCAGCGGAGAGAGAAGCAGGAGAUAAAGGACCACAGCGAACCACUGGGGAGCAUCCUCUUCAGCUCCUGCAGACCCUAGGCAGCCUGAGGGAUCGUGAUGGAUAGCUGGACUCACAGACGCUGACGGACACACAAUGACACAGAUGCACACAGCUGCACAACACUGAGAUGCUCGGAGACAGCCAGUGACAGCAUCACACACUGCCACACUGCAAUACAGACACCCACACACACAGAAACAACUGGUAACUCUGAAACAGGCACAGACAGUGACACACAGCCCCCACGACCUGCCGACACACACGAUUGGGGGCAGCCAUCCUCCAAACACACAGACAGUGCUGACCUGCUCAGACAGACCUGGAGGAACACGCACACCCCCGCCAGGGGCUGCUGUCAGUGGCCUCUGCACACCCUCCCCACUCCCACGGGGACACCCUCACUCCUCCACACACAGCCACAGCAAACGUAGCUCACAUACCCUCAGCUCCAGCUCUGGCAGCCCCUACUUCUGCAGCCUCCUUUGUGGGUGAGGAAGAACUCAGCCAAUCCUGGAUGGCACCCCGGUGAAGCCACGAGCUCAGAGAGGAAAGGGUCUGGCCUGGCAUGACCCUCUUCAGCCCCUCUACUUGGCUGGGUGAUGUCCCCUGGUCCAGGUCCUGGGGCCCCUUGGCAGUACCAUGGAGCAACUGACACCCCUCCCACGGCUUGGGGACCCCAGAGCUAUGGAGCCAUGGGCAGUACCCAUAUGGCAGAAUUGGACUCCAGGCCAGGGGGGAGAACCUGGAGGUGCAGCCCCAAGUAUUGCUGAUAUUCCGGCAGUUCUGCAGGUUGGAGAACUGAAGCUUGAGGAGAGCCCAGAGCCCAAGGGAGCCGGGAGCCCUGGGCCUGUGGGGGUCAUUGAUCCUGAAGGAACAAAAACUGGGCUGCCCAGUUUGGGGCAGCAAGCAGAGAGCUCCGGACCUGACUGCCUGAGACUGGAGGAAGAGGUGGUGGAGGUUUUUCCUAAGGCCAAGCUGAACAUGGGCUUCGAGGACAGAUCCAAUCUGGAGCUGCUGAGAGCCCUGGGGGAAUUGCAGCAGCGCUGUGCCAUCCUUAAGGAGGAAAACCAGAUGCUGAGGAAGAGCAGUUUCCCCGAGACGGAGGAAAAGGUGCGGAGACUGAAGCGGAAGAACGCGGAGCUGGCCGUCAUUGCCAAGCGCCUGGAGGAGAGGGCCCGGAAGUUGCAAGAGACUAACCUGAGGGUGGUGAGUGCCCCGAUGCCCCGUCCUGGGGCCAGCCUGGAGUUGUGCAGGAAGGCUCUGGCCCGCCAGAGAGCCAGGGACCUCAGCGAGACAGCCAGCGCCCUGCUGGCUAAGGACAAGCAGAUUGCUGCCUUGCAGCGGGAGUGCAGGGAGCUGCAAGCCAGGCUCACUCUGGUCGGCAAGGAGGGCCCGCAGUGGCUCCACGUGCGGGACUUCGACCGCCUGCUCCGCGAGUCCCAGCGGGAGGUACUGCGGCUGCAGAGGCAGAUCGCCCUGCGCAACCAGCAGGAGCCGCUCCCGCCGCCCCGGGCCCCGGGCCCCGCCGCCCGGGCCGGAGCAGAGGUGCCGGCCCCCGGGCCCCGGGAGAGGUGCCAGCCCCUUGCCCCUGGGCAUCUCCAGGCCACGCCCCAGGAGGAUGUGGAAAGCCCACCGGUGGUCCUAGGGGAGCCAGAGAAUCAGCAGAGGGUACAACAGCUGGAAUCGGAACUCAGCAAGAAGAGGAAGAAAUGUGAGAGUCUGGAGCAGGAAGCCCGGAAAAAGCAGAGGCGAUGUGAGGAGCUGGAACUGCAGCUGAAAGAAGCCCAGGAUGAGAAUGCCCGCCUUGUGGAGGAGAAUUCUCGGCUCAGUGGGAGAGCCACAGAGAAGGAACAGGUGGAGUGGGAGAACACUGAGUUGAGGGACCAGCUUCUGGGGGUGACACAGGAGAGGGACUCAGCCCUUCUCAAGAGCCAGGGCCUGCAGAGCAAGCUGGAGAGCCUGGAGCAAGUGCUGAAGCACAUGCGGGAGGUGGCUCAGCGGCGGCAGCAGCUGGAGGUGGAGCAUGAGCAGGCUCGGCUCAGCCUGCAGGAGAAGCAGGAGGAGGUCCGGAGGCUGCAGCAGGCCCAGGCAGAAGCCAAGAGGGAACAUGAAGGGGCUGUGCAGCUGCUGGAGUCUACCCUGGAUUCCAUGCAGGUGCGGGUUCGAGAACUUGAAGAACAGUGCCGCAGCCAAACCGAGCGCUUCAGCCUCCUGGCGCAGGAGCUCCAGGCCUUCCGCCUGCACCCCGGUCCCUUGGAUCUGCUCACCUCUGCCCUGGGCUGUAGUACCCCUGGGGACCACCCACCACCCCCCUGUUGCUGCUCUACUCCCCAGCCCUGCCGGGGAUCCGGCCCCAAAGACUUUGACCUCCCGCCUGGCUCUCCGGGUCGCUGCACCCCGAAGUCUUCUGAGCCUGCCCCAGCCACCCUUGCUGGGGUUCCUCGAAGGACAGCCAAGAAAGCAGAGUCUCUCUCCAACUCCUCUCGCUCAGAGUCUAUCCACAACAGCCCCAAGUCAUGCCCUACGCCUGAGGUGGACACAGCCAGCGAGGUGGAGGAACUGGAGGUGGACAGUGUCUCCCUGCUUCCCGCUGCUUCGGAGGGCAGCCAGGGAGGAGCCAGGAUUCAGGUCUUCCUAGCACGCUAUAGCUACAACCCCUUCGAGGGCCCCAAUGAGAAUCCAGAGGCAGAGCUUCCACUCACUGCCGGCGAGUACAUCUACAUCUAUGGCAACAUGGAUGAGGAUGGCUUUUUUGAAGGGGAGCUCAUGGAUGGCCGAAGGGGCCUGGUCCCUUCCAAUUUUGUAGAGCGUGUGUCUGACGACGACCUCCUGACCUCCCUCCCUCCGGAGCUGGCUGAUUUAUCCCAUAGCUCAGGCCCCGAACUCAGUUUCCUGAGCGGAGGUGGGGGUGGCAGUAGUAGCGGGGGCCAGAGCAGUGGGGGCCGCAGCCAGCCCAGGCUGGAGGAUGAGGCUGCAGGGGAUGAGCUCAGUCUGAGCCCUGCACCUGAGGGCCUGGGCGAGACCCUUGCCGUGCCUUACCCCCGCCGCCUGGCUGUCCUCAAGCAGCUGGCCCACAGCGUGGUGCUGGCCUGGGAACCUCCUCCUGAGCGAGCAGAGCUGCAAGGGUACCAUAUCUGCGUGAAUGGGGAACUGCAUCAGGCUCUGGGGCCCGGGGCGCCCCCCAAGGCUGUGCUGGAGAACUUGGACCUGCGGGCCGGGCACCUCCAUGUUUCUGUGCAGGCUCUGACUAGCCGGGGCAGCUCUGACCCUCUGCGCUGUUGCCUGGCAGUGGGUGCCCAGGCUGGACUUGUCCCUAGUCACUUACGGGUCCACCGGCUGACAGCCACAUCUGCUGAGAUCACCUGGGUGCCCGGCAAUAGCAACUUGACCCAUGCCAUCUACCUCAAUGGGGAAGAGUGCCCCCCUGCUCACCCUAGCACCUACUGGGCCACUUUCUGCCACCUGCGGCCUGGUACACUCUAUCAGGCCCGAGUGGAGGCUCAGCUCCCACCUCGAGGAUCCUGGGAACCAGGCUGGGAGAGGCCAGAGCAGCGGGCUGCCACCCUGCAGUUCACCACACUCCCAGCAGGCCCCCCUGAUGCCCCGCUGGAUGUGCAGAUUGAACCGGGGCCUUCCCCUGGAAUCUUGAUCAUCAGCUGGCUCCCAGUAACCAUUGAUGCUGCUGGCACCUCCAAUGGUGUCCGGGUCACAGGCUAUGCCAUCUAUGCUGAUGGACAGAAGAUCAUGGAGGUGGCGUCACCCACAGCAGGCAGCGUGCUGGUGGAGGUGUCCCAGCUGCAGCUGCUGCAGGUGUGCAGCGAGGUGGCUGUGCGUACCAUGUCACCCCAUGGCGAGUCGGCUGAUUCCAUCCCGGCUCCUGUUGCCCCAGCCCUGACUGCAGCCUGCCUGCCAGCCAGGGUCUCCUGUCCCUCACCACGACCAGGUCUGGAGGCCCGACUACCCCCUGUUCCAGACUCCUCAGGGUCUGGAGACCCCAACUCUUUCCUCGGGUGCCCUGACUCCCAAGGAACUCGAGGGCCCCCAGGAGGCCCCCCAGCAAGCCUUCCCAGAGAGACGCUGAAAGGAUCCCAAGAGGAGCCUCCAGCACCCUGCUCCCAGGGGGAGGUCCGGCCAGCUGUGCUGGGUGCCUCAGAGGACAGGAGGGCCAGUGAGUCAACCCUGGGGGACAGGGUUCCUGCCACUGCCACUUCCUCACUGGCCAAGGAGGAGGCUGAGUGGACAGAAGGAGAGGCUCACCAGGCACCCUGCUCCACCCAGGGAGCAUUGGCCCAGAGUGGGCUCUGCGCUGAGACCUGCCACGGAGGAGAUAUGGGGUCUGGGCCGAGGCCCAGGACUGAGAGGGAGGACACAGCAGAGCUCGGGGGUCGUCUGUCGAACUCCCUUGUGGAUCAUGGUCGCAAUUCAGAUCUGUCAGACAUCCAGGAGGAAGAGGAGGAGGAGGCAGAGGAGGAGGAAGAGGAGGAGAGGGAGGAGCUGGAUUCCAGGACUUGCUCUUUCCAGAAGCAGGUCGCUGGCAACAGCAUCAGGGAGGAUGGGGCCAAGCCCCAGACUGACUCCUUCUGUGAGACUGACAGCGACGAGGAGAUCUUGGAGCAGAUACUGGAGCUGCCCCUCCAGCAGUUCUGCAGCAAGAAGCUCUUUAGCAUCCCCGAGGAAGAGGAGGACGAGGAAGAGGAUGAGGAGAAGCCUGGGGCAGGCUGCUCUUCCAGAGACCCUGGCCAGCCUGAGUCUGCGGCGCUGGGGUUGGGCUGUGACAGCAGUCAGCCUCCAGGACCUGGCCCGUGUCCCUUGUCUCCUGAGCCCUGCGGGGUGGGGGACUGCCUGGAGGACAUGCCUGGACUAGUUGGUGGAAGCAGCCGGUGGAGAGGAAGUGGCUCCCCUGAGAAGCCCCCAAACCGCAGGCGGUCCCCAGAUCCCCGUGAACACUGCAGCCGACUUCUCAGCAAUGGAGGGCCCCAGGCCUCUGGACGACCGGGCCCCACAUGGGAGAGGGGUGGCUCUCCCGUGGGCGAGGGCACCAGGGGUGGACCAGAGGCUAGUGGGAGAGGGCGCCCACCCCCUUCCCGGAGAUGCCCCCGUGGCCGGGCCCCAGAAUCUGGUCUGGCCAGCUGCCUCUCCCCCAAGUGUUUGGAAAUCAGCAUUGAAUAUGAUUCUGAGGACGAGCAGGAGGCAGGCGGCGGGGGCAUCAGCAUCAGCGGCAACUCCUAUCCCGGAGAUGGGGAGGCCUGGGGCACAGCCCCCCUAGGAAGGCCCAGGGGGCCUGUGAAGGCCAAUUCAGGCCCUGGCCCCUACCCAUGCCUCCCGGCCUGGGACAAAGGGGAGCCAGAACAGAGAGCCCGAAGUACGACUGGCAGAGCCAAGGAGCCACCCUCCUGGGCAACAGAGACUGGGGAGCCCAGAGGGCAGGACAGCUCUGGGCGGAGGGGCUCUCUGAGGAAAGGGGGCCGGGCACCCAGACCCAGCACCACCCAGCUUGUUCCUCUGAGGAACCCUCCAGAAGUACUGGCUUCCCAGGACCUGCCUGUCAGGUUCUUUGUGGCUCUGUUUGACUAUGACCCUGUGUCGAUGUCGCCCAACCCGGAUGCAGGGGAAGAGGAGCUCCCUUUCCGGGAAGGCCAGAUCCUGAAGGUGUUUGGGGACAAGGAUGCUGACGGCUUCUACCGGGGCGAAGGUGGGGGCCGGAUAGGCUACAUCCCCUGCAACAUGGUCACCGAGGUGGCUGUGGACAGUCCUGCAAGAAAACAGCAGCUGGCCCAGUGGGGAUAUUUGUCUCCGGAUGUUCUUGUUGAGGGCUCAGGGAAUAGUUCCUCUGUGUACUCCACAGCCCGAACAUCUGGGCCUCCCCCCAAGCCCCGCCGCUCCAAGAAAGCUGAGUUGGAAGGCCCUGCCCAGCACUGUGCAGGCACCCCUCAGCUGGUCUCUGCUGCCAGCUUGAAAAGUCCCCAUUCCAUGGUGGCUGCAUUUGACUACAACCCCCGGGAGAGCUCCCCCAAUAUGGAUGUGGAGGCAGAGCUCCCCUUCCGGGCAGGGGAUGUCAUCACUGUGUUCGGGGGCAUGGAUGAUGACGGUUUCUACUAUGGAGAACUGAAUGGACAGAGGGGCCUGGUUCCAUCCAAUUUCCUCGAAGGCCCUGGACCUGAGACGAGUGGCUCAGACAGGGAUCCUGGGACACCGCAGACAGAGCGUCAGAGAACGAGGAGGAGAAGAGUCCAGUGCUAGAUGGAGAUAGAUAUAUGUAGAGAGAGCAACAUCAAUCCCUCCUGAAAUGUUGUAGAAGAAGUCUUCGGAGGGGUGGGGAAGGCCUGGGCCUCCCCAGCUCCCUGUCAGCUUUUAGAUCAUCAGGAUACUGGGUGUGGGGCCACAGACUAGCCUCUGGUCUGGGCUUGGUAGCUGGGUCUAACCAGGAGACCAUCAAGCUCUGGUGGUAAG